CGGACAUUCCCCGGAUAACUAACUCAACACCUUACCUCAACACUCACCUCGGCCCACCUCACCUCACCCCAACUCGCUUACAGUUGAAUACUCACCAAACCAAACCUGACUUAAGAGGAACCAUUCCAUCCAACCCACCCCUAUUCAAACCACACAUAAACCCGUCCCCUACCAUCACCCAUACAAACCAUCUACGCAGGGCUGAGAGGGAAAAAGAAAAAAGAAAGAAAAGAAGAUGCUCCUCAUCGGCCUAACCGGCUCCAUCGCCACCGGCAAAUCAACCGUCUCCUCCCUCCUCUCCCAACCCCCCUACUCCCUCCCCAUCAUCGACGCCGACCUCCUCGCGCGAGAGGUCGUCGAGCCCGGCACGGCCGGCUACAAGGCCAUCGUAGCGCACUUUGGCCCCUCCACCCCGGACCUCCUCAUCCCCGCCACCACCAACAACGGCAACGAUGCCGCCGACGACAACAACAACACCAAAAACCACAUGCCCGAGCACGGCCCGCGCGGCCUCGGCCGCCCGCUCAACCGCGCCGCGCUAGGCCGCCGCGUCUUCGGCGACGACCCCGCCCGCCGCGCCGACCGCGCCGUGCUCAACGGCAUCGUCCACCCGGCCGUGCGCCGCGCCAUGCUGCGCGCAGUGCUGAAGUGCUAUGUGAGGGGGUGCAGGGCGGUGGUCUUGGACGUGCCGCUGCUGUUCGAGAGCCGCCUGGAUCGGUUCUGUGGCGCCGUGAUGGUGGUGGCGGUGCGGGACCCGGAGGUGCAGAUGGCGCGGCUGCGGGCGCGGGAUCCGCAUCUGAGUAGGGAGGAUGCGGAGAAUCGGGUGAGGAGUCAGGGGGAUGUGAGGGAGAAGGCGAGGCGGUGCGAGGGGAGAGGCGGGGGGAGUGGGGUGGUGGUUUGGAAUGAUGGGGGGAGGGAGGAGUUGAAGGGGGAGGUUGCGAGGGUGAUGGCGGAGAUGGAGAGGUAUAGUCCGAGGUGGUGGAAUUGGUUGCUGUGGGUGUGUCCGCCGGUGGCGGUGGUGUUGGCGGCGUGGGGGUUUUGGAGGAAUGUGAGGAUUAAUAGGGCGUGGGAGGAGCAGGAGCUGCGGGAGAGGUCGAAGUUGUGAGAAUGGCUCAGGUCGUGAGAGCGGGCUACCUAGGGUGGAUUGGUGGUGGUUGGAUGAGUGCCGUCGCAGUGACGAUGUGUUCUUGUUCAGUUCAGCAGGUGGUUUGUGUUGUUCAGCCAGGCAGUUGCAGCUGCGCCUGCUACUUUUGGGUGACGACUAAGCGGUCACAUUUUGCACCCACUACACCGAUUCACUUUCUUAUCGUGGGAAAUAGCCACUUUGUUUUUUCUGCUUUGCCUGGCCAUCAGUCGAGGGCAAUUAAU
Molecule: messenger RNA, 1368 nt
Organism: Chaetomium fimeti
Lineage: Eukaryota; Fungi; Ascomycota; Sordariomycetes; Sordariales; Chaetomiaceae
Product: P-loop containing nucleoside triphosphate hydrolase protein
Exons: 1
Coding region: 236-1105 (289 amino acids)
Biological process (GO): coenzyme A biosynthetic process
Molecular function (GO): ATP binding; dephospho-CoA kinase activity
Source: RefSeq, a predicted model, not a curated record